Molecule: messenger RNA, 1085 nt
Organism: Lingula anatina
Lineage: Eukaryota; Metazoa; Brachiopoda; Lingulata; Lingulida; Lingulidae
Product: COMM domain-containing protein 4
Source: RefSeq, a predicted model, not a curated record
AACCGGGGACUCGGAAGUACAGGAAAGAUGAGGUUCCAUUUCUGUGGUGACUUGGACUGCCCUGACUGGGUGCUGGCAGAGAUCAGCAUACUAGCAAAAUUGACAUCUAUCAAAAUGAAACUGCUGUGUGCACAAGUGAUGAAAGAUAUGCUUGGAAGUGGAAUUGACUAUGAAAAAGUCUAUAAGCUCACUACAGAUGCAAAAUUUGAGCUUGGUGACGUGAAAGCAAGUAUUGCUGCCCUGACCUUUAUCUUCUCUAGUGCAGCCAAGUAUAGUGUUGAGGGGGAGGCUUUGUCCAAUGAAUUGCAGCAACUUGGCUUACCAAAAGAACACUCAGUUGCUCUUUGUAAAGUGUACGAGGACAGUUUAGGAAAGUUGCAAGAGGAGCUUAAGUUUAAAAGUCUUCGAUUGUCCCAUUUAGAGUCUGCCCAGUGGAGAGUGGAUUACGUGAUAGGAUCAAGCAAACUCAAGGAGCUGAAUGAGCCUGCAGUUCAACUUCGAUUGAAGAUUAGGAACCCAGACACAGACCAAGUUGAACCAGUUGCAUUUAACUUGAGUGCAGACAAAUUCAGAGUAUUUCUCAGUGAAUUAAAGCAAGCACAAACUGCCAUGGAAGGUCUCUCUUGAUGCAAGCAAUGAUGUUACUAAAACCAAUGUUUGCCUUGAUAGUCAUUCAGCACAUGGUUUUGGAAUGAUACAUAAAAAAAUCUUAUCAAAAGAAACAUAUUUACUGACCAAUUGAGGUGUGAUCAUGUGUGAGGUGAUAUAAACACAUCAAAAAUUCUCUUCACGCCUGUGAAAAAACUGUAAUUCAGCUGAUUGAAGGAGACCUGCAUUGCAAUAAUGAGAUCUGAAGCACUUCCUGUGAACUAAUGAAAAGGAAAACAGACGUGUGACAGCUUACAUGGAGUGGAAACCUUAUUCUAGUUCUUGCUUAUCAUGCAAGGGAAAGGUUAUGUCCUCUGUGCCUCAUUUGAUCUUAAGUGCAUCUUGUUAAUCUGAGAGAAACACCUAUUUAAAUCAUGCAAAUGAUUCAAAGAAUCAUAUAAUUAAUUGUAAUGUAAAUAAAUACCUAAAACAGAAAA